AUGGCUGCUGCUGUGACGCUUUCGCGACAGAUUCUCGUCGUGCUGGCGCUGCUGUUUGUCGUGAAGCUGGGCUCAGGUCGACCGCAGAAUGCAAUCGAUAAUCAGGACCUGCCCGAGAUAAACCCGAACGAGCUGCGAAAACUCUACACAAACUACAACUCGUACGUUUCGAACCAGCUGGACAACUAUGGGCUGGAUCCGCUGCAGCUUCAGCUUCUCGCCCAGUACGCCCAAAGCAAUGCCAUCAGUGGAGGAGGUGGCAACGGAUGGGAUCAGCUGUACCGUGCGCCGGAAAUGAAGCGCCAAAUCCGAUACCGCCAGUGUUACUUUAAUCCCAUCUCCUGCUUCAAGAAGUAAGCUCCCUUCUGGUUGCC
Anopheles nili is the source of this 374-nucleotide messenger RNA. RefSeq lists its product as uncharacterized. The transcript has 3 exons. The record is from RefSeq and is a predicted model, not a curated record. Lineage: Eukaryota; Metazoa; Arthropoda; Insecta; Diptera; Culicidae. Bases 1 to 357 code for a protein of 118 amino acids.